GUCCUCUUGACCUGCAGAGAGGAUCUUUGGUUGCAGUUCGCCGUUGCAGAGAAAAAAACAAAACGAGCUGCAGGUUGAUGUUCGUGCGACAAGUCUGAGACACUCAGAGGACAGACAGGAGGACAGACAGGAGGACAGACAGGAGGACAGACUUCACCAAACGUGAACGUUUUCUUCUCUGCAGCUUCUGAUCAGCGAUGAAGGAGCAGAACUUAAAAGAGGAGGUGAUGAAGAUUAUGGAGGAAGCACCGAAUGCCAGAAAAGCUCUGCAGGAAAACUACGAGAACCUGCUGAACGUGGCCGAUUACUGCUACAACAACUACAUCCAGUCAGGUGAUGGCAGCAUGAAGGCGCUCGAGGAAACCAAGAAGUUCACCACCCAAUCACUGGCCAGCGUCGCCUAUCAGAUCAGCACUCUGGCCAGCAGCGUGCUGAGUCUGCUCGACGCUCAGACCAAUCAGCUUCGUCACAUGGAGUCCACUAUCAACCUCAUUGGUCAGACGGUGGAGAUGCACAAAGAGAAAGUUUCUCGCAGAGAAAUCGGCGUCUUCACGGCGGUUAGACGAGUACCUCGCAGUCACAAGAUCCUUCCUCCUCCUGCUGGCACGCAGCCCCGCCCGCCGUACAGCCGCCGACCAAUCAACUACCAACAGCUGGACGACCUGGGCCACGGCAUGAAGGUCUCUGGGAAACAGUCGGACCGAACUGGGACGAUCCGUAAACAUGGAGCCUCCAUCAGGUCCAACAAACCUCCUGAGCCGGUGCAGUGCCCGGUGGCGCCCCCUGUCAGUGGCUCCAGCUUUGGUAAGCCUGUUGCUCCACCCAUCAUCCCCACCACCUGCCAGGCUCCACCUGAGUGUGACAUCAUCAACACGCUGCUGGAUGAUGCCCCGCCUCCUCCUGCUGCAGCAAAUGAAAUGUCACCUCCGGGUGAUGAGAUCAUUAACACUUUGGCUCUGCCGCCUCCACCUCCUCCACCUGGUUCGUCGGGAGAGAUGGUGGCUCCGCCCCCUCCCCCACCUCCCUUGCCCCCUCCUGUAGAAGCUCUGACCAAUCACAGCAGUCCUCCUCCGGCUCCGCCCCUCAUGCUUCAGACAGUGAUGGAGGAGAGCAGCUUGCCUCCUCCUCCUCUUCCUCCUCCACCUCCUCUCUCUGAUGAUGACUGCUUCCCUCCGCUGCCCAAUGAUGACUCAGAGCUGCCAGCCCCGCCCCCUCUACCUCCACCCAACCAGGAAGUAGACGUGACCCUCCCAUCCCGGAGGAGUUGCCGCCGUCGCUCGCCCCCCACCAUUCGCUCUGUCUCGCUGAGGGUUCGAUCUGGCCCCGCCUCCCGCUGCCGCUACACACGCUCUCUCUUCCUGCCCUCUGUCCAAUCAUUGAUGAUCCCCCCUCCUCCCCCCUACCCUCCCCCCCAUGCUCCUCCCUCCUCCUCUUCUUCCCGUCUCUGCUUACCUGCUCGCCUUGAACAUCUGGAUCUGGAGAUCCCAGCCCCUCCCCCUCCUCUCCUGUUGGACGCUGAGGGAGGUUUUGAUGACACCUUACCACCACUCCCUCCCCCAGUGGACUAUGACACCAACGCCCCCCCACAAUACCUGGAGAAAGUGGUGGUGCUGUAUGACUUUGAGGCCUCAAGAAGCGAUGACCUGUCGAUCACCAAGGGUGACAUCAUCUACCUGACACAUCGCCAUGACAACGGCUGGUGGGAGGGGGUUCUCAAUGGCAACAGAGGCUUCUUCCCUGAAAACUUCGUCCAGUCGUGUGGUUAGGCUGAAGCCCCGCCCCCCCUCUGUGUGGCUCUGUUUUAGGAUCAGUGUUACUCAGCCUGUCUCUGCUGCCCCACAGAGGCCGACCGCAGUAAUUACACAUUCAGAGUUUUACUUUGUGAUAGAACACAAACUUAAAUUUCUUCUUCAUUUGCAUUAAGUUCAAAACUAAGAACGUCAUCAAUGAAUCUGAUAAAGCCAUCCAGUGUCACACUGGAGUAGAAUAACAAAUAAUUACUUUGAUCAUUGAUUGAUUGACUGACUGGAUUCUCAGUUAAUGAAUAGUUUUGUCUGAAAUGUCAGAAAACAGUAAACAUUUCAAAAGGCUGAAUCUUCAGGUGAAAACAGGUGAUGAAGAUGAAGGUGUUUGUUGUGAUGAAGUCGAAGGUUCAGAAUCACUGAACAAAAUAAAACAGCAGAAGAAGAGAAAAUUGUUUUAUUUCACGUUUCUACGAAUAUUAGAGCAACAGAAACACAGAAACAGGAAGUGACUUUAAAAGCCGCACACGUGGCGCACCGAGUCCUCAGGUUAUACAUGACAAAUGAACACACACAAAUAACAGACUGAUGAGGUUGAUUUGACAUCAUAAAUCACAAGUUCACAAGGUGCAGCUCGUACGGCACAAAAUACACUGAAAACCAAAUGUUCAUGUGUGGGGGGGAAAGUGAAAACUAAAUGUUUUCCUGCUAACGUUUCACGAAGCGAAUCGUAACCGACACACCAACAAAACAGUUCGACAGACUCCUUGUUCUGUCUGGAUGGAUGAAAAGCAUCUUUAAAAGCAUAAAGGUUUACUUUUAGGACACAGAAAUACUUUUAGAAAUCAUUAAUCCCUAAAAUAUUUUUCUUUAUAGUUUAACAAACUGAUUUUACGCCUAUAAAUAUUACAUUUAGUCUUUUCAUUUAUAUUCAAAGAAAUUUCUUGCAUCUUUGCUUUGAUUGGCAGAAAACAGAACAAAGAAGUCUUUUACUGCUUUCACACACACACACACACACACACGGUGCCGUGUGCCCGAUGCUUGUUUCCCAUUGGCUCGUCUCGUCACCUUUUGGAUUGGACUUGAACUGCUGGUCUUGUUGAUAAAUUGUCUCAUUAAAGCUUCAUAGUGACAAGCAAACUAAAACCUCUUAACAUUUAGAUGAAGUAAGUUACGUCCAGCGACGACGUGGAGGACAUCAGUUUA
This is a messenger RNA of Scatophagus argus, 2948 nucleotides long. It is a transcript of the gene abi3a, whose product is annotated as ABI family, member 3a. Gene Ontology annotation, cellular component: lamellipodium. The record is from RefSeq and is a predicted model, not a curated record. The transcript is spliced from 12 exons. Gene Ontology annotation, molecular function: SH3 domain binding. Bases 198 to 1766 code for a protein of 522 amino acids. Lineage: Eukaryota; Metazoa; Chordata; Actinopteri; Scatophagidae.